Molecule: messenger RNA, 2309 nt
Organism: Lentinula edodes (shiitake mushroom)
Lineage: Eukaryota; Fungi; Basidiomycota; Agaricomycetes; Agaricales; Omphalotaceae
Exons: 10
Coding region: 98-2011 (637 amino acids)
Biological process (GO): termination of RNA polymerase II transcription
Cellular component (GO): cytoplasm; mRNA cleavage factor complex
Molecular function (GO): mRNA binding; RNA polymerase II complex binding
Source: RefSeq, a predicted model, not a curated record
UCUCAUUCCAACCAUCAUCUUUGUCGUUUCUGCACACUUGGCAGGGUGUAUUUCGACUUGAGCCUUCUCGUCUCUUUGAUAUUUCAGUGACUGCAGGAUGUCUCUCUAUUAUGGCCAGCCUUCAUACGGCGCCAACGCUUUCAGUCAACCAACGAUGCCGAAUCAUUAUCCACUAGUAUCUCCUCCUCCUGUUAUGCCGAUGUAUAUGGACCCAGCAACUUUCCGCACAGAUUUCUCUAAUCGGCUUGCAGAGCUAACCGUCAACUCACGCCCUCUGAUCCAGAAUCUUUCCAUGAUGGCCCACGAUUAUUCGCGAUUCGCAGAUAUUGUUGCGCAGUCUAUAGAGGCCCAUAUACGCAAGGUUCCUCCGUGGGUGAAGCUUCCGGUGUUCUAUCUGCUCGAUAUGAUUAGCAAAAAUAUCUAUGAACCUUAUGCUCGACAUUUCGCAAGAUUUGUGAUUCCUUUGUUCGUAGAUACCUAUCAACAAGUAGAUGAGGCUACUCGCAACAAGAUGGUCGAGCUGGUGCUCACUUGGCGGACCGGUUCUCCCACAGGCAAGGAACUCUUCGGUUUGCCGGCGCAGGUUCAGAUAGAGCGUAGCAUUUGGGGUGAUGGAUCGAACAGUUCAUCAUCGUCGAACGGGUUCUAUUCAGGUGUUGGGCAAAUUACCAAGGCCCAAGUGCUCAGCGAGCUUGAAUUCACUCUUGGACAAAAAGAAAGAGCCGUUCAGGCUAAUCCCAACGACUUUACAUCGAAGAAUCACGUGAAUGUUCUGCAUCAGCUUCGAAAGAUGGUGGAAGCCGGCGUUUCGCAAAAUGAUCUUCAGCAAAUAUUGAACCAGCUGCGAACUCUCAUGCGAAGCAAUGUCCAAGCAUCAGCAUUACCUCCUCCACCGCCAACUCAUACUCAGCAAUGGUCAUCAACUUCUUACCCUACAAUUCCUGCUUCAAUGCCACUUCCUCCGCCAGCCACUGCACCUGUCACCUUCAAUACAACACCUGUAUACCCUUUAGCAAACUUCAAAUCUGAAACUUAUGUAUCUGCCAACCCUUCUUCUGGUAUCGCACCUACCCCCGUUCCUACAAUCGCUGCGGCUGGCUCUUCAACGCAAACUCCUGAUUUUGCAGGCUUACUCUCAUCACUUAUGAAGGCUGGUGUGGUGACAGCAAACAGCACUCCAACCGGAGCCGGUGCUACGACACACGACGAUUCAACGGCUGAUAUGCUCGAGGCGGUUAAUCAGUCCAGAGAAACUGCAAGGGCCUAUCGAAAAUCUGUAUUAUCCCACUCUGUGCAGUUGACUGCUGCUGCUAUCACUAAAACUCGGCCGCCCAUCUACGAUCUGCUCUACGAACAACUUGGAGCUCAAUGUAAACAAUGCGGCAUUCGAUUUUUAGAUACUGCUGAUGGCAAGAAAGCUCUCGAAGACCAUUUGGAUAUGCAUUUUCGACAAAACCUCAAGGCCAACCAAAAUAUAGGACGAGGUCACAGCAGGAGCUGGUUUAUUAGUGUCGAGGACUGGGUCCAUGACGUUAAAGGAAAGGGACGUGCGGAUGGGUCUAGGCCGAUUACGACUAAAGCUGCCGCUGCUGCUGAAGUUGCUGCACGAGAUGCUAAAUUACGUUCUGAAUUCGUUGUCGUCCCACCUGGAGACGAAGCAAAAAUAUUAUCGUGCCCGAUAUGUAAGGAGCCUCUUAAAUCAGAAUUUGUAGAGGAUGAUGAAGAGUGGGUGUGGAAGAACGCUGUAAAGAAGGAUAAUAGGAUAUAUCACGCUACUUGCCAUGCAGAAGCUUCAAGUAAUGUCCUUGCUGUGCGGUUACGGUCAGAUAUUAACAGUCGAAGCCGCUCUGGUACUCCUGAGUCAAAUUCGUCUUCAAUGACGCGUCUGUCGCUUUCUCCCGAUCCUGUUACCCGCGGUAUAAAACGUAAGGCUGACGAUGAAACUUCGUCUCUCAUUGGCGAAGCUGAAGACUCGCCACAUUAUAAGAAGCUCGCCCUUUCUGCUUCAUAGCAUCAACACAUCGUUUCAUGCUUUUCUUUCUGUUUUCUUUCACAUGUGUUUUUUUCUCUUAUCGUAGCAUCAUCAUCAUUAUCGUGCACCAUUUAAGGGAUAUGUUCAUUCACGCAUAUUUAUUCCCUCUCACCUUGAACACUUAUCAUCAGGAUUAUAAUUACAUGUUGUAACGUUGCAUGGUCUAGAAAUAUAGUCAUUCUAUCACAUCAGUUGCUCCCUAAGCCUAAGCUCUAAACCAGUUGAACGUGCUUAAAUUCUACAGAUCAUUUGGGGAUACAUCGGGUCCAGAUAUAAU